AUGGUUGUGGUAAGGUUUGCACAUCAUUUCAAAAAGUCUGCAUUUGACAGAUGCAAAUGGAAUUGGCGACAACAGCCGCAAGGAUGUUAUUAGUCCAGGGCUGGAUCUACACAGAUAUAAAAAAACGCUAUUUAAAAACCCUAUAGGUGUCCCUACCAGAGAGGAAUGGCAAAUCAAGCUGUUGGAGUACAUCAAAAUGGCAAAACUGACCGGAAAGCUCAGGAACCAAGAUGACAAAAGCUUUUAAUAAAGAAUGGGAAAAAUUUAUAAUUUAUCUAGGAGACCGCUGUAAGCAGAUGAAAACAUUAGCAGGGUUCCAAUCACACUAGUAAUGUAGCAGAUACUAUGGACAACAUGGAGAGAUAUAAAAUAUGGAUUAUGAAAUAAUAUGCAGUAGGAAAGGCUGGCAAUAGGACCCAUGGAGGGGAAGUCGGGAGAUUAUGAGAAAUCUCUAACUAUGAAUGGUUAUCAUACUACACUUGUAAAAUCAAAUAAAAAUAAUUUCAAAUAAAAUAAAAUAAAUGCAAAUGGAAUCAAAUUGCAACCCCCUAGCUAUCUGUGAGUAUUCAACACCCUCUGCACGGGGCUUUUCAGAUCCCAACACCGCCCUUCUGUGUGCAAAGAGAACAGAUUUUGAAACCCCACACCCAUCUGUCUCUGUUGAGUAGAAAUUAUUUUUGUCCUUCAUCCUUAAUCCAUUCAAUUCUAGCGCGAGCCAGUUUUUUUGGAAUAAAAAGAACCUCGCAAGUAUCAGCUUGUUUGCUCUCCUGCCGGGAGGGUUGCAAGAUUGCAAUUGCGAGCAUGUGAUGGAAGGCAGGUUCUUAAUCUCCAGGGCACCUGCAGCUUCUGAGAGGUCAGGCCAGAAUGUGUACCCAGAUGAUGCAGCCCAGAUGAUGGAGAGACUUGAAAGCCGAAAUGUAUAAGGAAUGGUUGUGGGAGCUGAGUAUGUUUCGCCCAGAGAAGAGUCCAGCAGCGUCUAGGCAUGGAAGUAGUCAGGAUUUAUGUAAUGGUGUUGGGGAGCAGGGCAACCACCUAUCAUCCUCUGUCUGGCUCUGUCUAGCAGAUUUGGAACAAAGUGUCUCCGCAACAGUUAGCGCUCAGAAAAAGAAACCGUCAAAAUCCUCAGCCAUCUGAAAACUUUGUUGUUGUUGUUUAGUCGUUUAGUCGUGUCCGACUCUUCGUGACCCCACGGACCAGAGCACGCCAGGCACUCCUGUCUUCCACUGCCUCCCGCAGUUUGGUCAAACUCAUGCUGGUAGCUUCGAGAACACUGUCCAACCAUCUCAUCCUCUGUCGUCCCCUUCUCCUUGUGCCCUCCAUCUUUCCCAACAUCAGGGUCUUUUCCAGGGAGUCUUCUCUUCUCAUGAGGUGGCCAAAGUAUUGGAGCCUCAGCUUCAGGAUCUGUCCUUCCAGGGAGCACUCAGGGCUGAUUUCCUUCAGAAUGGAGAGGUUUGAUCUUCUUGCAGUCCAUGGGACUCUCAAGAGUCUCCUCCAGCACCAUAAUUCAAAAGCAUCAAUUCUUCAGCGAUCAGCCUUCUUGAUGGUCCAGCUCUCACUUCCAUACAUCAUUACUGGGAAAACCAUAGCUUUAACUAUAUGGAACUUAUUUGAAAACUAGGAAGCUCAAGAAAACGUGAACACCAGGGAGUGCCUUUCAUGCGGUUAUCGAGUAUAUUUUGCAAAAUUACAAAGAACACGCCUUUUCCCAUCUUGUUUUUUUUAUAUAAAAAAAAUCUAAACUAAAGCAAGUUUCCUUGGAUUUGCUGAAAGCUUUUUGCAACAUCGUCCGAGUGACCUCAGCGAGCGUUUCAGUUUCAAAUAUUCUGAUUUGUUCUACUUUUAGUUAAGUAUUUUUAUUUAUUGGCUUGAUGGGGGGGGGCAGCUGCCCCCCGACGACACAUGUGCGUCUGGAAAGCCAAAAAUUAACCAGCUAGUUUCUGUGUUCAAUUCAAAGUGCUCAGCUCAAAGUUUUCUGUGGCUCAGCACACCCAAAGACUGUCUCUCCCCACAGAAACUGACCCAAAUCACUGUAUUCACCAUCCAAGGCCCUAAAUUGCAUGCCGUCUAUAAGUGGGGUGCAGACACGAGAAGAGGCCUUAUCAGUGGUGGCUCCCAGUUUUUGAAAUAUUCUUAACAAGGAAACACACCUGGAAUCUCUUGUUUUUAGGCUCAUCUUUAUUUCCCCCCAGGCUUUCAGUUUUUAACUGAGAAGAGCAGCUUGAAUAGCUCGGUCGGUAGAGCAUGAGACCCUUAAUCCCAGGGUUUAACUAGCAGGGGGUUGGACUAGAUGACCCUCGCGGUCCCUUCCAACUCUACAAAUUCUAUGAUUUUAUGAUAUGUAGUUAUGACAGUGGCCUUUGGAGCUCAUCCUUUAAGCAGGGUGGGUAGGGCUUGCUCCUUUAAAUUAUGUUUUCGAUUCUGUUCCUUGUUGCUGCUACAUCUGAAAAUAGGACCUUUCUUAGUUCUGUUUUUUUAUGUUGUAAGUUGCUCUGAGAUUUAUCUAAGUGCAAAAAUGCAGAUAAUAAUAAUAAUAAUAUGUUUCCCUCCCCUUAUGGUUUUGAUACUUUUAAAAUGAGGCUGUAUUUUAAAUUGCAUUUUAACCUGUAUUUUAAAUUGGGUUUUUCCCCCUAUCAUGUUUUUACUGUAAUUUUUACUGUUAGCUGCCCUGAGCUAAUCCCUGAAUGGCAGAAUUUAGAUUUUUUAAAACUCCGGCAAGUUACACAAUCGUGCCACUAGAGGGGGAUGCAGUCCUUCUUUUCCGAGCCUUCUGAAACCAGAACGGUGGGUGAUUUUGAUAUUAGACUCUCUAUACGGUACUGUUUUGUACUGAACAGAUUUGGAAGGCAGUCAGCAGGAAUCAAGGCACUUUAUUCCUGGCCCUCUAGGGAUCCUAGACCUCCUCCCUUGAUGUAUUUGGAGGUUACGCCGUAGCAGCCUGUCUGGUCAAGGCUGCCUGGCCCUUCCCGUAAAUUGCAAGGAUAUUGAAGAAUAAAUGAAUAAUCCCACGAUGCAGGCAAUUGCGGGCGAGUUCCUUGCUGAGAGCAAUUGUCUCCCUCUGCAGCAGCAAAAGGCUUUAGGUUCCCAGCAUAAGCAUCUUUGCAUUGAUUGGAAGCGGCAAAACAACCACUUUGCGUUGUUGGAAAGGAAAACCGUCUGACUGCAGCUCUGGAAAGCCCCAAGCACAACAUUAAAUGGACUCAACAGCCUAAUGCUCGCUGAAGGUUUAAGAGAAAGGGUGGGGAGCUCUUUGCCCCAGAGCUACAGGAAGUGAGGGGGGGGGCUCAAGGUCUUUUUAAAAAUUGCAGCUGUAACAGCUCCUUUUGCACCCUCUCUUGCAUUUUAUCGCAUCGCAAUUUGAAAUCUGUGGCAGAAUCGUUCAGUGCGCGUGGCUGUCAACCAGAAGGCCGGUGGUUCAAGUCAACCCUACAGUUCUACGAUUCCUUGAAUUGAAAUGGCAAUACAGUAAAACACAAUGCGUAUAAAAAAAUAAAAAUAAAAGAAUAAUAAUAAAUUUUAUUUAUACCCCGCCCUCCCCAGCCCAGACUGGGCUCAGGGCGGCUAACACCAGGUAUAAAAACAAUUGAUUAAAAUACAACUUAGAAACAAUAUUAAAGUACGACAUUAAAAUGCAGUCUCAUUUCAGUAGAAACUCAAAUCAAAAACUUUUUGGGGAUGAGAACGUCAAAUCUUCACCAAGGCCAGCUAUCCAGACUGGUCCUAUGUGGGCCAGAAAAAGCCAGGGAAGUCCCCAAAUAGGAGUUCCAUCUCAGAAGGAAAGAGGAAAGGGGGAGGGGAUCAAGUUGAUUCCAAGCCAAAGGCCAGGCGGAACAACUCUGUCUCACAGAAAUCAGAUCCUGCAGGGCCAUGGUCUCAUGAGCGAGGUACCCAACCUUGUACGAUGAAAGACAAGUUGUGAAGCUUUGUGUAUUCAGCAAAUAUGAUGUCCAACACAGAACAGUGAUUCCGGAUAUUGACUACUGUUUCGUAGAAUUCUACCUCGCUUCAUUUAAAGAUUUUCGGAGACUUUGAGACUACAGAUUUCAUUUUGUACUUGUUAUGGUUUGAAGGAAUUCUAUAAAGAUUGUCUAUUAUGUAUGUAUAAGGUCAUCGUGUUUCCUAGAUAUCAAUGUGAUGCAGCAGCAAAAAAGGCUAAUGCCAUUCUAGGCUGCAUCGGCAGAAGUCUAGUGACCAGAUCAAAGGAAGUCAUAGUCUAUUGCUCUAUUCUGCCUUAGUCAGACCCCUCCUGGAAUCCUGUGUCCAGUUCUGGAUGCCACAAUUUAAAGUAAAAGUAAAGGUAAAGGGACCCGUGACCAUUAGGUCCAGUCGUGACCAACUCUGGGGUUGCGGCGCUCAUCUCACUUUAUUGGCUGAGGGAGCCGGCGUACAGCUUCCGGGUCAUGUGGCCAGCAUGACUAAGCCGCUUCUGGCGAACCAGAGCAGCGCACGGAAACGCCAUUUACCUUCCCGCCAGAGCUGUACCUAUUUAUCUACUUGCACUUUGACGUGCUUUUGAACUGCUAGGUUGGCAGGAGCAGGGACCGAGCAACGGGAGCUCACCCCGUCGCGGGGAUUCGAAACGCCGACUUUCUGAUUGGCAAGUCCUAGGCUCUGUGGUUUAACCCACAGCGCCACCCACGUGGCGGCAUUUAAAGCAAGGAGAGACAGCCCUUAUGUGAAUGGUGGUGAUUAGCUGGAAGCAGGGGGAAGAUUCUCCUGCACUCAUUAAAGCACAUACUUGAGCAUUAAAAAUGAAUGCGCGAUUUAGGGCUUAAUAGGCUUGGCGUGACUCACCCGCAAUUUCCAUUGAUCGCUUAUGAAAGUAUCAGCUGAUCUGAGUUGUGGAUGAGAGCAGGGGGAGGUCUGAAGCUCUUCUUUGCCUUGGAAUCUCAUUUUCCUUUCAUCGUUUUUAUUUAGGCAGCUGCUCGCUUGCUACCCGCAUUGCAGGGGGCUGGACUGGAUGACCUUUGGAGUCCCUUCCAAUUCUACGGUUCUAUGAUGCUAUCUGCUCAUGCUGUCUAUUUUGCCCCAUCAGGGCAUUUAUUAAACCAGCAGAAGCAUCUUCUAAGAAAAACAACUCUUUAAAAUGGCCCUUGGACUACCCAUUGGACUGCACGUUCCUAUAUCCCCCAAAGUAUGCGGGCAAUGCCUGAGGAAGUCUCAUUCAGCAACGGAGGGUUCAUAUAGGCAAAUGCCUCGUUGCCUUAACAUGUUUUGCUUCAGACCCCAAAGUACAGCUUCCAUCAUCCCUGAACCUUGGCCACAGCGGGUGGGACAGAUGGGAGCUGGAGUCUAGACACAUCUGGGGGUGGGUGGGCGUAGGUCCCCAGCUACCGUAUUUUUUGCACCAUAACACUCACUUUUUUCCUCCUAGAAAGUAAGGGGAAAUGUCUGUGCGUGUUAUGGAGGAAAUGCCUACGGGUGGCAUGCCUACAGAUUUUCCUCCUCUGAAAACUACGUGCGUGUUAUGGUUGGGUGCGUGUUGUAGAGCGAAAAAUACGGCAAUUGUAAACACACCAUGAAUGAGUUGAUGUCAUGGCAUUUUCAUAGAAUCAUAGAAUUGUAGGGUUGGAAGGGCCCUCAGGGGUCAUCUAGUCCAACCCCGACAAUGCAGGAAUCUCAACUAAAGCACCCAAGACAGAUGGGCCAUCCAACCUCUGCUUAAAAACCUCCAAGGAAGGAGAGUCCACCACCUUCUGAGGGAGACAGCUCCACUACUGAACAUCUCUUAGGGUCAGAAAGUUCUUCCUGAUGCUUAGUUGGAAUCUCCUUUCUUGUAACUUGAAGCCAUGGGUUCGAGUCCUACCCUCCAGAGCAGGAGAAACAACCUUGCUCCAUACUCCAUAGAGCUACCCUUGAGAUAUUUGAAGAUGGCUAUCAUAUCUCCUCUCAGUCUCAUUUUUUCCAGGCUAAACGUGCCCAGCUCCUUCAACCAUUCCUCAUAUGGCUUGGUUUCGAGACCCUUGAUCAUCUUGGUUGCCCUCCUCUGCACACAUUCCAACUUGCCAACAUCCUUCUUAAAUUGUGGCACCCAGAACUGGAUCCAGAAUUCCAGGUGUGGUCUGACCAAGGCGGAAUAGAGUGGGACUAUGACUUUCCUUGACCUGGACACUAUACUUCCAUUGCUGCAGCCUAGAAUAGCAUUAACCUUUUUUUUUGCUGCUGUUGCAUCACCCUCCACUGAAGGAGAGCUCACAAUCCGUUCCACUGUCAAACGGCUCUUACCACCAGAAAGUUCUUUCUGACAUUUAGUUGGGAUCUCCUUUCUUGCGAUUUGAAUCCACUGGUUCAGGCCCAAAGCCGCAUCUUGUUGCAUCUUCCGUGUGACAGCUUCAGAUACCUCUCAGCUUUCUCUUAUCCAGGCCCGAAAAUACCAAACUCCCUUACCUGCUCCUCAGCUUGGCUGCACAGCGAUGUCACAAACCAUCCCAGGGUUGAGGCCAGAGUACGUGCUCUCAGUGAAAUACCGGGAGACUUGUUGCGAAUAUCCCUACCCCGCUAUUCCUAGCUCUCUUAAAAGGUGGUGGUGGGGGGGCACAUUUUGUUGAGCAAUAUAAAAUGUUUACGAAAGUCGCGCCAUUUCACCUCGGCACAGGUGACAAUCCCUUAAAAAAAGAUUCCUGGCAAACUUAACAAAGAAGGGGAAAAAACCAGAAAGAGGAGAAAAUGCGAAGGAGAGAAAAACAAAAGAAAGCCCCCAAACGACACCAGCUCACCUUAAGGAUACAAUAACCAUUAGUACAUCCAUUGUAAAUUUAAAAUGCAAGUCAACCUAAGCCGUCCAGAUAGGUAUCUAUGUGAGAUUAAUGUUUGUAUGAAACAUGAUAGAAUGCAGCAGGGGCUCUGAGGUCUUCAGGCCAUUGCAUAAUAGAUGGGGGGGGGGGGAGUGUUUACCCUUCCAGGCUUAGUGGCCACAAGUGCUCACAAAAUCCAAUUUCUACUAAUCUUUUCCAUUGAUACAGUACAGUGUGUUCAGCAUAAAGGUAACAAGGAAAAAAACGCAGACACCCUUCUUUGGAAAUUAAGCUAAUAUCCAGACUUUUAACAUUCCAAACUUUACUUGCAGAAACUUAUAGAUGUAUUGAAACAUACUAUUUAAAGUCACAUGCUUCUCCAAGCAUGGGCUUACAGUCUCAUCUUCUAACUUCCAAACAACUGUAUUUUCCUCCCUUCCCAGAGCUCAGCACUUUCAGUCUUCUGUAUUACUGUUAAGGUUAUGCCUUGCAGCUCCUAUGGGAGAUUCCUGCUUUCAUCUUCUUCUGCAGUUUAGCUCUCUUUCUUCCAAGCAGAGAAGAAGCACUCCCACACUCGAUUCAACUUAGCAGUGUUCACAGUGGAUUCUAACACAUAGUCAUCUUGCUGCACAUAAAAUGGAGUCUCUCCUUCACGAGAUACCUCCUGACAUUAGCCAAUCACAUGAGAACUCUCUAGAAUUCAGUUACCAGCCAUCAAAUGUAAACACAAAGUAACGCAUACAAGCAUCUACAAGCCCAUAUAUAGACUUUUGAAAUUGCCACCUGUAGCUCAAGACCACCCCCCAAAACAUCAUACAUACAUCACAGAAGGGGCGGUCUACAGCAGAAUCCUGUCUGGCAGGAAACCUUUUCAUGGGUUUACCUGGACAGCCUGGCCAUUCUUUUGUGAUGGUAAAUACUUAAUUCCUGAGUCCAGGUCACAGGCUCACCCUAUUCCUACACAAAUGUGCCCUUAAGGCAGGAUUUGUGAGCACAGAGACAAUGGGGAGGCUUUUAGGGAAGCUUUUAAUGUUUGAUGCAUUACUGUAUUUUAAUAUUCGGUUGGAAGCGGCCCAGAGUGGCUGGGGAAGCCCAGCCAGAUGGGCGGGGUAUAAAUAAUAAUAAAUUAUUAUUAUAAUUAUUACUAUUAUAAUUUUCCCAUUUCCAUCCAAACUGCAGUGGAAUAUUUGAGGUCACUGAAAGAGUCAAAAUGGCUUUAGGACUGUUUUCCUGUACAGUGGUACCUCGGGUUACAUACGCUUCAGGUUACAGACUCUGCUAACCCAGAAAUAGUAUCUUGGGUUAAGAACUUUGCUUCAGGGUGAGAACAGAAAUUGUGUGGCGGCAGCGCAGUGGCAGCAGGAGGCCCCAUUAGCUAAAGUGGUGCUUCAGGUUAAGAACAGUUUCAGGUUAAGAACGGACCUCCGGAACGAAUUAAGUACUUAACCCGAGGUACCACUGUACAGUCUCAGACACGUGGUUUAUAUAUUUAUGUGUUUGCCUGGUACAUUUAUGAACAUUUAUUUUAUAUCUUAGAUCUUAUAAUUCUCAUAACAGGGAGAAAAAUAGGGAGAAACAGUCAACUUCCACUAAUGUGACUUCCAGAUAAGCAGGCUUGAGGACUCUUGGAAGUCUUCAUCCAGCAGGUUAGGAACAGCAAAACGCUUGCACAGGGCUGUGCUUAUACAUUUUGAUUUCCACUUCCGCUACGGUGCUUCUAGCAGGGCUAGGCGAAUCCUCGUAUAUUUGUGGCUUCUUUACUCAACUCUGACUUGUCAACCAUUAACUAAACCGCAAAAAGUAAAAAAAUACAAUAAAAAACCAGUUUCUAUUCUUUGCUCCUGCGAAAUGUCAAGCUGCUAAUUCCUCUUCAGAACUCCCUCCCUGUGGCAACGAUCCUCUCAGAAACCUUUGCGCCGUUUCUGUCAUUAAAAAAUAAAAUAAAACCCAACCAAACAUCUUUUCACCGGAGAAUCGCAGAGGGGGCGGUUACCCUGGCAACGCCGUUUCCUUGCUUCCCUUUCAACAGAGUGGUUAUAGUUCCACGGGUUCACGGCAUGUGCCGGCGAUUCGCGCAGGAAGGGCAAACACGCCCUCCCUGAAGAGCCCUAUAAAAAGGUCCGUUGCCAAGGUGUCCCUGCGAGAUUAAAUGGACAUCUAGUGGAUUGAUUUCCUGUUCCUUCUUCUGAAAGGUAUCGAAGGCUCAGCCUGGCCUCCCUCCAGCAAAAGCAGGUGUGCCGUGUAAACCGCUGCGUUUCUAUCUUUCCUCGCUUUUAGAAAUUUGAAAACCAGCCAGAUCUCUCGGUGAACCUGCAAGGUUUAAAAAACCCACCCAACCUGCAAGCAAGUGAUAUACUGUGGUACCUCAGGUUAAGAACUUAAUUCGUUCCGGAGGUCCGUUCUUAACCUGAAACUAUACUAUUUUAGCUAAUGGGGCCUCCCGCUGCCACCAUACCGCCGCUGUUCUCAUCCUGAGGCAAAGUUCUUAACUCGAGGUACUACUUCCGGGUUAGCGGAGUCUGUAACCUGAAGUGUUUGUCACCCGAAGUGUUUGUAACCCGAGGUACCACUGUAUAGAGUCAUAGAAUUUGUCAUAGACCUGUCCGAGUCCAAGGCUGUUGAGGGCUUCAAAGGUCAGCACAAACCCUUUGAAUUGUGCUGGCAACGUACUGGGAGCCAGUGAAGAUUCUUUAGGACCAGUGUUAUAAGGCCCUGGCAGCCACUUCCAGCCACCAGUCUAGCUGCCACACUCUCAACAACAACAACAAUAACUCUGGGCUGCUUUCAACAAAAUAUUAAAAUACAGUAAUGCAUCAAGCUUCCCUAAACAGGGCUGCCUUCAGAUGUCUUCUAAAAGUCUGGUAGUUGUUGUUCUCUUUGACAUCUGGUGGGAGGGUGUUCCACAGGGUGGGUGCCACUACCGAGAAGGCCCUCUGCCUGGUUCUCUGUAGCUUGGCUUCUCGCAGUGAGGGAACUGCCAGAAGGCCCUCAGCGCUGGACCUCAGUGUCUGGGCAGAACGGUGGGGGUGGAGACGCUCCUUCAGGUAUACUGGGCCUUUGAGGCUGUUUAGGGCUUUAGAGGUCAGCACCAACACUUUGAAUUGUGCUCGGAAACGUACUGGGAGCCAAUGUAGCUCUUUCAAGACUGGUGUUAUGUGAUCUCGGCAGCCGCCCCCAGUCACCAGUCUAGCUGCCGCAUUCUGGAUUAGUUGUAGUUUCUGGCUCACCUUCAAAGGUAGCCCCACAUAGAGUGCAUUGCAGUAGUCCAAGCGAGAGAUAACCAGAGCAUGCACCACUCUGGCAAGACAGUCUGUGGGCAGGUAGGGUCUCAGCCUGCGUACCAGAUGGAGCUGAUAAACAGCUGCCCUGGACACAGAAUUGACCUGCGCCUCCAUGGACAGCUGUGAGUUCAAAAUGACUCCUAGACUGGAUUAGUUGCAGUUUCCAAAUCACCCAGAUACGAGGCCUUAAUGAGAGCAUAUUCACACUUUGCAGAGCCAAAAUGUUUGGAUAAAAACAAAAACCAGAGUGUGCAGGGAAGCUGUGGCCUCCAUAUGUUGUUGUACUACAUCACGAACACGAGAGGAGCCUGAAUCACGCCAGUGGCCCACCUUCUCCACCAUCCUGUUCUCACCUGAGCCAACCAGAUGCCUGCGGGAAACCUGUGAGCAGGAUCUGAGCACAAGAGCAACACUCUCACCUCCUGUGGUUUCCAGAAACUGGGAUUCAAAAGCAUUGCUGUGGAAGGAGAACAUAGCCAUCAGGUCUAGUAGCCAUUGAUAGCUCUCUGCUCCAUGAAUUGGCCAAACCCCUUUUUUGAAGCCUUCUAGGUUGGCGGCCAUCGCUGCCUCCUGUGGGAGCAAUUGUGUCGUGUAGGGCCGCCAUCUUUGUUCUGGCAAAACAACAGGAUAGAGCAGGGCGGGGCAGCUGAGGGGCAAUUUUUCUUUUUCAUCUGGUUUGUGGUCCAGCAACAGGUGCUCACUGGAAGGACAGAUCCUGAAGCUGAGGCUCCAAUACUUUGGCCUCCUCAUGAGAAAAGAAGACUCUCUGGAAAAAAAACCCUCUGAUGUUGGGUGAGAUUGAGGGCACAAGGAGAAGGGGACGGCAGAGGACAAGAUGGUUGGACAGUGUUAUAGAAGUGACCAACAUGAAUUUGACGAAACUCUGGGAGACAGUGGAAGACAGGAGUGCCUGGUGUGCUCUGGUCCAUGGGGUCACGAAGAGUCGGACACGACUAAUCAACUAAACAAGAGGUGAAUACUGUGGCCUGAAAUGUAAGAAAACUCUCAGAGGUUCCAUAAAAGCAAAUGUGCCAGGGGCCUUCUGUGUGUCUGCUUUUGAAGGGGCUUGUGGGAGCAGAAGAAAUCCGGCCAGUUAAAAAUCUAACUCUUAAAAAUCUAACUGCACACAGCAAUGAAUAAAUCUCACGUUGUGAGGCUGAGAGCCGCAUAGCUCUGCCCUCAGAGAGCCAGGCACUUUUUGAUUUACUUUGAACCGUUUUGUCCAUGGUGUACAGUAACUCCACUGAAAACGCAACUUGCAGGAUGCCUCGGGCGCAUAGAGGCACUCAGGGAAGUACUGAGCAGAUAAGGCCCAGUGAAUUAUGCACCUAUGCUCCAAUCUGCCUGCCAGCGUUCCACAGGAGAUGUGUUAUGCCUUCUGCCAAUGGUUGUGAUGGAGGGGCUAUGUCUUUGGCCUCCCAGCCAACGUGGCCAGUGGCAUGGGGUGUUGGGAGUUGUCAUCCAACGGCAUCUGUAGGGCCAUAGCUUCCCCACUUCCCUCUCUCAUGAUUCAGUAUCUGUGAUGAGUUCUUUGAGCAAGGAAUGGAGGGGGGGAUCUGUUUUAAAUGGAUUUAGACAAGGGAUUUGAUGGUUCCAGACCAGUCAAGCUUUGCUAAUCUCCCAACAGCUCCUUGUAUCAUGGAAGACCACCUUAUGACUGAGCUGUUUUUGCACUGCUUUUCUUAAAGUCAAACUAAUUAUUAUACUUUAUGUGUAUAAUACACACAGGUAACUCACAACUUACUCACAUUUUACUUGGGAACAUUCAGCUUUGUAUACUUGGCAAAAAAAUAUCAAAUCACAUCAAAGGGGACGGGGGGGGGUGUCAGGAUUUUUGUUGUUGUUGUUGCAAUCCCACCCACCGUUGAACCCAAUAUGAUUUGACUAUUCACAAUUUUGGCUUUAGGCACUAUCUCUGGAACAUAAUUGAGGUCAUUUUAAUCUCUUUUAGUAUUUAAAAUUUGGUGUGUUUUAAAGUAGGGUUGUAAAUCUUCUUUGAUUUUACCAUUGAAUUUGAUGUAAACCGCUUUGAGGUUGUUGUGGUUGUUUACAAAAAAAGUGGUGUAUAAAUUUUAGGAGGUAAAUAAAUAAAUGCUGAAGUUUAGGUCUUGAGAUCAUAUUGAACCUUAUUCAGCACACUUGGUACCAAUUUUGGUCCUGGCUUGUACACCAACAGCUGGGUGCCCCAAACCAGUAUCCUUUUGUAAGGUACCAAGGAUGGAGGCAAGUGUAAGCAGCCUAACUGCAUCGCAGCGGAAACAAGUUAGGCCGGUUUCUCAGCAAUCUCUUUGGCUAACAUUCCUUGGGUGAUACUCACAUAUUUACAGACCCGUAAACUUCCUCCUUUCCCUGGGACAAUACAGCACAUUAGAGAGAAGUCGCCACUCCCUACCUUCUAAACCACGAGGGCAUAGAACUUUUCCUUCUCGCAUCCAGCCAACUCUAAUCACCAACAGCUCCAAUAAUAGGAAAUAAAAAUCUACGUUGAGUAAUCUGUCCUGCAAGGGAGAAAUCUGGAAUCUCUUUGAGAGUUGCAGCAUUCUCAGAAUCUACCACCUGCAAAUGAUAAAAAAGAAACACCUGGGAUUACUUUGUGGGUGCAAGUAAUGGGUGACCUCUGAAUUACUACUCAGCAGAAGCGCAAACUAUGUAAGUCGUUUUGCUCUAAAUAUUUCUUUCAUAAUAAUGGCAUGAACAGAAGGGAACUUUUCCAUGCAUUCUGCCUCUCUCUCUCUCUCUCUCUCUCUCUCUCUCUCUGAGUUCCAAAUCUUGUGUUUCAAAUGUGUUUCUGUAGUUUUCCAUGUUAGAAUAUUAUACCAAGGUUUGCUGAGAUGUCUGCUGCUGCUAUUUGUGUGAGGAGCACCGGGUCCCCAUGACAGGGUUGGAUUUACUAUGAGACUAAAGAAGCUUCAGCUUCAGUCUAUAUUGCUUAAAAAUAACAGUAAACCCAAUUUGAGUCACAUGACUAAAAAACUAUAAGGCACAGGAAUUUUCUAUUCACACCGGUGCUUUUGACAUGUUAGAUAAGCCAGUAGAGCAAUUUUAAUCAAUGUCAUGGAACAACCUCACUGAAGAAGAUAACAGUGGUUACCUAGACCUUGUUGCUGGUUGUGAAGGGGCCCCCUUAACAGCUCAAGCUUCAGGGACCCCAAAAUUUAGGUCUGCCAGUUCCCCAUGGUGUCUCGCAGUUUGUCACUCCUGCAUUCCACUCUCCAGUCUUAUCGUGUAGAGUUAGGAGAUACCCCAGGGGUCAUCUAGUCCAACCCCCUUGCAAUGCAGGAACCUCAACUUCAGCAUCCAUGACAGAUGGCUGUCCAACCUCUGCUUAAAACCUCCAAGGAAGGAGAGUCCACGACCUCCCAAGGGAAACCGUUCCACUGUCAAACAGCUUUUUCUGCCAGAAAUUUCUUCCUGAAGUUGAGUCAGAAUCUCCUUUCUUGUAACUUGAAGCCAUUGGUCUGUGUCCUACCCUCUGGAGCAGCAGAAUACAAGCUUGUUCCCUCUUUCACAUGACCCCCCUUUAGAUAUUUGAAGAUAUUUCUAGGCUGUUGUUGUUGUUUAGUCGUUUAGUCGUGUCCGACUCUUCGUGACCCCAUGGACCAGAGCACACCAGGCCUCCUGUCUUCCACUGCCUCCCGCAGUUUGGUCAAACUCAUGUUUGUAGCUUCGAGAACAGUGUCCAACCAUCUCGUCCUCUGUCGUCCCCUUCUCCUUGUGCCCUCCAUCUUUCCCAACAUCAGGGUCUUUUCCAGGCAGUCUUCUCUUCUCAUGAGGUGGCCGAAGUAUUGGAGUCUCAGCUUCAGGAUCUGGCCUUCCAGUGAGCACUCAGGGCUGAUUUCCUUCAGAAUGGAUAGGUUUGAUCUUCUUGCAGUCCAUGGGACUCUCAAGAGUCUCCUCCAGCACCAGAAUUCAAAAGCAUCAAUUCUUCGGCGAUCAGCCUUCUUUAUGGUCCAGCUCUCACUUCCAUCCAUCACUACUGGGAAAACCAUAGCUUUAACUAUAUGGACCUUUGUUGGCAAGGUGAUGUCUCUGCUUUUUAAGAUGCUGUCUAGGUUUGUCAUUGCUUUUCUCCCAAGAAGCGGGCGUCUUUUAAUUUUGUGACUGCUGUCACCUUUUCUAGGCUAAACGCACCCAAUUCCCUCAUAAGGCUUGGUUUCCAGACCUUUGAUCAUCCUCCUCUGUGCACCUUCCAACUUUUCAAUGUCCUUCUUAAACUGUGGUGCCCAGACUGCACACAGGACUCCAGGUCUGCAAUAAAGUAGUACUAUUAGUUUGCUCUUACUUUCUUCCCUUAGAACAUGGCAGAAACUCUAAAGUUAGCCCAACUGUUGCAGAGUUGGAUUUUGGGGGCACAAAGCCAGAGAGGUGUGCCCAGCACGAAGCCGCAGAGAGCUUUAAAAUUAAGGAGAAGCCUCUUGAUCUGCUGAUCAGGCGCUGUUCUGAGAGCGCAUGUUAGUCUCGUAAUUUUUUUCCUCUGCCUGCGGAUCCUGAAAUAGCUAUUAGCUACCCCUGCCAAAACACGCACUCACACACACAGAGGACAGGAAGAGUGUCUUCAGGGCAAGCGUUAAGUACAUCUUGGCCUACUUAUUCAUUUUACGUAACCGUUUAUUUAUUUUAUUUUAAAAGCGUGUGCCCCGAAUGGAGGCAGAUAAAUAGCCGCAGGCCAGACCUGCGAGAGGCCCCAGUUUUGUCUGGGCAACCUGCUCUGCGGACGGGAAGUCCUGUUACUGUUAAAAGGACAGGGGCUGAUUAAACGGAAAGCUCUUUGGCAGAGCAUCUUUGCUCCCCGGAGUAAUGGAGGUCAGGCCGGUUGCCAAGGAAACGCAUUCAACCUUCAGAGGAAGGGCUUAGAGCUACAUCACCUGGAGUCAGUUUGAUGGGGGGGGGGAGCUUUUGGACCAGGGCUUCGAAAAGGGGGCAGCGGGCCAAAUUCUGGAUAUAGUAAAUUGCCACGCAGGGGAUCUAAAAUGGAAGGGCUAAACUGAGCGGAGUUGCAGGAGAGGACGGGGGAUGCAAGAACGGAGAGCGGGAAAGCUCUGAACCUUUUCUCUUAUGGGGUGUGUGGAAGCUGAAGGGCCUAUUUGGAGGUAGGAGACGAUGUCCUCGUUUUCCUACAUAAUAAUAGUGCAGUGCUGCAUUGUCAAUAAGCAGGGCUGUCACCUGCUUAAAUAAAUCUUUAUUAAUUGAAUCAUAUGAGUUUUAGGCAAUAGAAUUGUACGACUGUAUAGUUGGAAGGGACCACAAAAUAAGAAUGUUAAUGAUAAUGAUGAUGAUAAUCAUAAUCAUAAUGAUAAUAAUGAUAAUAAUAAUAAUAAUAAGAAGAAGAAGAGUUUGGACUUGAUACCCUGCCUUUCACUCCCCUUAAGGAGUCUCAAAGCGGCUAACAUUCUCCUUUCCCUUCCUCCCCACAACAAACACUCUGUGAGGUGAGUGGGGCUGAGAGACUUCAGAGAAGUGUGAGUAGCCCAAGGUCACCCAGCAGCUGCAUAUGGAGGAGCGAGGAAGCGAACCCGGUUCACCAGAUUACGAGUCCACUGCUCUUAACCACUACACCAUGCUGGCUCUCUAUUAUUAUUAUUAUUAUUAUUAUUAUUAUUAUUAUUAUUAUAUUUACACCUUGAACAUCUGGCUGCGUUUCCCCAGCCACUCUGGGCAGCUCCCAACAGAAUAUUUAAAACACGAUAAAACAUCAAACAUUAAAAACUUCCCUAAACAGGGCUGCCUUCAGGUGUCUUCUAAAAGUCAGAGAGCUGUUUAUUUCCUUGACAUCGGAUGGGAGGGUGUUCCACAGGGCAGGUGCCAUUACCGAGAAGGCCCUCUGUCUGGUUCCCUGUAGCUUUGCUUCUCGCAGUGAGAGAACCAGCAGAAGACCCUCAGAGGUGGACCUCUGAACGAUGGGGGUGGAGACGCUACUUCAAGUACACCACUGCCACUUGCAGUGUUGUUUUGCCCCUUCCAUGGGGCUCUUGCAGGUAUUGUCCCUAUUUCCAGAAGAGCUCAACUGGAGAACUUGGGGGGUGUGUGUGUGUGUGUGUGUGUGUGUGUGCGUGGUGGAAUGCAUGGAUACAAAUUCACUCCAGGGUGGAAUCUAGUCACAUAUAAAAACCACUUUGAAAAUGCUUUUUUAAAAAAGCAUUUUAAAAGGUACAUUGAAUUUUUCAUAACACUCACCUUCACCAUCUAGUGUCACCUUGUAUAUUGCACUUAAAGCACACGUAAAAUGUUUUAUUUGCAGCUGAGUCCCAGGUUUCAUUUAAAAUCCUGUAUUAUUAUUUCUUCAGUUAAAAAUUCAGGGGAGCAAGAAAUUCCAGCCACAUACGGUUCUGGCUCCUCUUACACCUCAGUCCAUAGCUGGAAUUGUCCUUCUUGGGAGUGAACUCAGGGUGUAUCUGUUCCUCUGACUUCUGAUUUAAGGGCCUGCUGGAUUUUGUAGACAUCUCAGGGGAGGAGUAAGAACUUGCUUUCUUUAGAAGAUGACUGCAGAUUGCGAGGUAUUCUAGCAGUGAUGUAAACCAUCUUCAUUGACUCAAAAUAUUGCAUCCGGGUGUUGCCAUAGUAACAAAGAUGUUCACAUAUCUCUUAUGGGGGGGAGGGGUAAGAAGAUUUCCAGAAUGAUGUGGUUCAUGAGACUGCAGUCAGCUGUUUGCCAGGCUACAACUUCCAAUCUAAAUUUUGGGGAAAGGACAGAAUGACAGGAGUGGAUGGAGGGAUGGCUACAGAGGUCGUCUGAGGCUGAUGAUUGGAUCAGUGCAGCAAAAACAGCUAAGGUCGCUACCUGUAGUUUGUGGGUGCGAUUCAGGCGCAUAUCUUAAAUUUACAUUUCUGCAGUUUAAGUCCUCUUUAAAGUAGGGUUGCCAUAUGUCUGGAAUUUCCCGGACCAAGCUUGUAUUCGGCCCUCGUAAACAGCACCUGGGCGGAAAUCGCUUAAAUUUCUGGGAAAAUCCAGAUGUACAGCAACCCUUGUCGGAAGCGUAGAUGUUGGGGAAUUUCACAAAAAACAGCUCCGAAACCGAACAACUUUGGCCAACUUCUUUUGUGUCCAGAUUGGCGCUGUGGGUUAAACCACAGAGCCUAGGACUUGCUGAUCAGAAGGUCGGCGGUUCGAAUCCCCGCAAUGGGGUGAGCUCCCAUUGCUCGGUCCCUGCUCCUGCCAACCUAGCAGUUUGAAAGCACAUCAAAGUGCAAGUAGAUAAAUAGGUACCGCUCCGGUGGGAAGGUAAACGGUGUUUCUGUUCGCUGCUCUGGUUCGCCAGAAGCGGCUUAGUCAUGCUGGCCACAUGACUCGGAAGCUGUACGCCGGCUCCCUCGGCCAAUAAAGCAAGAUGAGCGCCGCAACCCCAGAGUCGGUCACGACCGGACCUAAUGGUCAGGGGUCCCUUUACCUUUAGCUUUAACCCUAACUUAAAAAUGCUCAUUCAACAAAUCCACUUAGAAAAGCACCAAAUGUUGGUUUUUUUGUGGUCGGGGAAGUGAUGGGGGGGGGUCAUGCGUGGAAAAGCACGAGAUGAAUGAAUGGGAAAAGGUUAGAACCAGCUUAGCAAGCAAAUUGGGACCAAUUCAGAAUGAUGGCUCAUUGCCUAAUAACCUCCCCACAAUCGAAUCGGGGUGAACGCACAGGUCAUCUGGAUGGGCCCACGGGGUCUUGUGACAAUUUUAAAGGCUCAACAGAUGUAUUGAAGCAUGAGCUGUUGUGGACUGGAGCCCAUUUUGUGCAACAUGACUUGUACUCUUCAGUUUUCAGGGUGUGAGAUGUGUCUGAUAGCUUGCUCUUUUUCUCACACGGUCUGUAGGGGAGGGAGAGAGGCCAAAAUGCCAUAAAACAUUAAGAGGCAGAGGCAUGUCUGUAGAGCCCAGAUGUUUGUGUAAGAUAAAAAGUGGCCAUUCAUUUUAUGCCAGCUAAAGGUGCUAUCAGACUAGCUCAGGCAUAGCCAAACUUGGCCCUUCAGCUGUUUUGGGACUACAGUUCCCAUCAUCCCUAACCACUGGUCCUUUUAGCUAGGGAUGAUGGUAGUUGUAGUCCCAAAACAGCUGGAGGCCAAGUUUGGCCAUGCCUGGACUAGCUGAAUUUAAACCCACUUUGAGUAGACUGUGAGCAAACUCAGAAGAAAAUACUUUUGGCUGCGAAGGGGACUUGGGGGGUUAAGUUGAAAGGCUUAAGAUACAGUGGUCCCUCGGUUUUUGAGCAUAAUCCGUUCCGGAAGACUGUUCAAGUUCUGAAACGUUUGAAAACCGAAAACUCAAUCGGAAGCCAUGUGGCACGUUCAACUUCCGAAAAGGGUUCAAAAACCGAAAUGUUCCUCAGUGACGGUCGAAAACUGAGGUACCACUGUAUUUGAAGAUGGCUGUCAUACCUCCCCUUUUCCAAGCUAAACAUACGCAGCUCCUUCAAUUGUUCCUUCAGUUAAGUGUGAUGUGCCUUGUGUUUGAGGCGUCGCUUGAAAUGUAAAUAGCAGCUUCUGAGAGGUGACCUUCGCUCCUUCGCUGCUCCUAUUUACAUAACCAAAGCAGACACACUGACUGCAUUCACAUGACUAAUGCCAUAUCCCAUGUGGCCUUUAGAUGGUGUGCAAGGAGGAUACAUUCAACAGUGGUGGUGGACUCUCCUUCCUUGGAGAUUUUAAAGCAGGCAUCCCCAAACUCGUCUCUUCAGCUGUUUUGGGACUACAACUCCCAUCAUCUCUGACCACUGGUCCUGUUAGCUAGGGAUGAUGGGAGUUGUAGUCCCAAAACAGCUGGAGGGCCGAGUUUGGGGUGCCUGCUUUAAAGCAGAAGUUGGUUGGUCAUCUGUCAUGGAUGCUUUAGCUGAGAUUCCUGCAUUGCAGGGGGUUGGACUAGAUGACCCUCGGGUCCCUUCCAACUCUAAGAAAUCUGUGAUGCCUCCUUGGCACGUAGGAGGAAGGACGAUAGCUCAGUGGUGCAACAUCUCAGGGAAAGGACCAUAGCUCAGUGGCAGAGCAUCUGCUUUGCACGCAGCAGGUCCCAGGUUCAAAUCACGGCAUCUCUAGGUAGGGCUGGCAAAAACUCACUACCUGAAACCUUGGAGUGCUGCUGCCAGUCAAUGAAUAACGAUAAAACAAUGAACAGGGUGGUGAUACAAUGACUACUGCAAUCGACACAAGAUAACCAAGGCAACCAUCUGUAAACAAACAAUAGGACCCCUGACCAUUAGGUCCAGUUGUGGCCGACUCUGGGGUUGCGGAGCUCAUCUCGCUUUAUUGGCCGAGGAAGCCGGCGUACAGCUUCCAGGUCAUGUGGCCAGCAUGACUAAGCCACUUCUGGUGAACCAGAGCAGCGCACGGAAACGCUGUUUACCUUCCCACCGGAGCGGUCCCUACUUAUCUACUUGCACUUUGACGUUCUUUCGAACUGCUAGGUUGGCAGGAGCUGGGACCGAGCAACGGGAGCUCACCCUGUCACGGGGAUUCGAACCGCCGACCUUUUGAUCGGCAAGUCCUAGGCUCUGUGGUUUAACCCACAGCGCCACCCGCGUCCCUCAAACGAACAAUAAACGUCCAUAAAAAUGGCAAUAGUAGUUUCUUUCCCAAAUAGGUUUUAUCUUAACCAAUUGCAAAUGCAGUAAAUUAAGAGUCCACUUGUGAUAUUCCAGUAGUUCAGUGUUUGGACAUCGUUCCGGUAAUCAGACGUUUCGUCGUUAAAGAGCUUAGUCAUCGAGCUGUCAAAAUCAACUGUAACAGGAUUGCACUGAAUUUCCUCCCCUUUAUUUGAAUUUAUUUUACGACACACGUGCACGCAUUAAACAUAAAAAUAAUAAUACAUAAUCAACACUAAAACAAAAACAAAAAACAGAGAAAUACAACUAAAACAUUGUUACUUACAAAAAUUUAUACAAACAAAUGAACAUCAAUAUAUAUACCAUAUUUCCUUUCUUUUCUCCCAAUUGACUUCCUUGAUCUUCAACACGGUUCUCUUUUUGUUUUUGGUAAACUGUUUCCUUCUUAAUUCCUUCUUACCUCUUUUUCUUUCUAUUUUUGACUUACAUACCUUAAUUUAUUUUGCAGAAGUUAAUCAUUUUUAAUGUUUAAUGCUGUAUCGUCUUUUGAAUAUUCGGUUGGAAGCCUCCCAGAGUGCCUGGGGAAACCCAGCCAGAUGGGCAGGGUAUAAAUAAAUAAUUAUUAUUAUUAUUAAUUAAGGUAUCCCCCGUAAAAAAGCUUCUGUUUUCUUAAUAAAAUUUUGUUUGAAUAUUUUCUUUAGCUCCUCAUACACCACAUCCCAGAAGCCCUUGAUUUUAUCACAUGUUCACCACACAUAUAUGAGUGUCCCCUCUACUUGAUUACACCUCCAACACAGAUUUGAUUUUGUUUUAUACAUUUUGCAUAUUUUGGUUGGCGUUAAAUACCAUCUAUAAAACAUCUCUAUCAGGUUUUCCCUUAUCGCUUCACAAGCCGUAAAUUUCCAACUUUCUUUCCAUAUUUUUUCCCAUGAUGAUAGUUCGAUAGUUUUACCUAUAUCUUAAACCCAUCUAAUCAUUACCUCAUUUACUUGUUCGUCCUUAACUUCCCAGUCCAACAGUGUUUCAUAUACUUUAGAAAUUACUUUUGUCUUAUUUUGUAAUAACUCUUUGUCUAGUAAUGAGAUUUCAUUUGUAAAGCCUCUUUUCUUGCACUGAAUUAUCAAGUGCAAUAAGGAGAAUUAAAAUUAAAACUACGUUGAGAAUGCAUAAUUAAGACAGAUCUUUGUAGUAUAUAAUAUGCUAGAGAAGAAAGUAUGUCUUUAGUAACGAAGAGUCGGGUUGCUGUAGUUUAAGAUAAAACCUAUUUGGGAAAGAAGCUACUUUUGCUAGUCAGUGUAGACAAGACUUAGCUAGAGGCACCAAGUGCCUGACUCAGUAUAAGACAUCUUCCUAUGUAACUACUGGGUCCUCAACAGGUGCUGAUAAAUUUGAUAACUAUAUAGGUAGAGGUAAAGGUACCCCUGACUGUUAGGUCCAGUCGUGGACGACUCUGGGGUUGCAGCGCUCAUCUCGCUCUAUAGGCCGAGGGAGCCGGCGUUUGUCCGCAGACAGUUUCUGGGUCAUGUGGCCAGCAUGACUAAGCCGCUUCUGGCGAACCAGAGCAGCGCACGGAAACGCCGUUUACCUUCCCGCCAGAGUGGUACCUAUUUAUCUACUUGCACUUUGACGUGCUUUCGAACUGCUAGGUUGGCAGGAGCAGGGACCGAGCAAUGGUAGCUCACCCCAUUGCGGGGAUUCGAACCGCCGACCUUCUGAUCAGCAAGCCCUAGGCUCUGUGGUUUAGACCACAGCACCACCCGUGUCCCUUAUAACCAUAUAUGAGUAUAUAAAUUGACACAAAAAGCUGCUUUCAGGUAUAGGGUCUGUGGCAGGAGUACACAUCUGCCUUCUAGUGAUUUGCCUGGAAGAAACCUUUUUCAGCCGUGGGCCGGUCCACCGACCCUCAGACCAUGUGGUGGGCCAGAUUAUAUUUUGAAAAAAUAAACAAAAUGAAUGAAUUCCUGUGCCCCAUGUAAAAACACCAGGCAGGCCCCACAAAAUAACCCAGAGAUGCAUUUUAAAUAAAAGGACACAUUCUACUCAUGUAAAAACACGCUGAUUCCCGGACUGUCCACUGGCCGGAUUGAGAAGGCGAAUGAGCCGCGUCCGGCCCCCGGGCCUUAGGUUGCCUACCCUUGGCCUGGAAUGACAGAAGCAAGAUUUUGUUCCAGGAAAGAACAGGUUGUGCUUGUAAGACUACCCUGUGAUCAGAGAAAAGUCAACUAUCUUAAGUUCAUCCAGUCCUGGGCAUCAGAUGUAGGAUAAGAGGAAUCUAAUGACAACUGGGGGGGGGGGAGUUUUAAGUUGGGUGUGCACGGUGUGCUGGAUGGCAAGACACCCUCCCGGAAGGGGAGGGGAGUAGUGAAGGGAGUAGUGUAACUGUCAAAAGGAAAGUUAGAGGUUGGGCGCGCGCGCCAAGUUCAAAUGUAGAGGCGCGCGGAAGUACAGGGAGCCCGGAGGAAGGGCCAGGUCCCAAAGCCCGCAGGAGGGGGGAAGAGCAGUCGGGGGAUAGCGCGUCAGGGGAAUCCAGGAGGGGCGAAACCCCAGCGGGCAGAAAGACCCUGAGGAAAAGGAAAGAGAGAAAGAGGUGGAGCAGCGCAAGGCUCUUAAACUGGUGCAGGGGAGGGACUGACUCAGAGGGGACUACAACGGUCUAAGCGUACAGACGUGGGGCUGCGCGCCUCGGAUAUGAAGCAAACAAUGAACUGCAAUAAACACUUUUGAAUGUAAGAAGAGAUUGGCGUUGGUCUUUUGUGAGCUGAGACUUGAGGCAGCCUUGACAAUGCGUAUAUAAAUUGACACAAAAAUCUGCUUUCAGGUAUAGGGUCUGUGGCAGGAGCCCACCACUAUCCUGAUGUUCCCCAGAUCCCCCACCCUCGAACUCGUGACUUUUCACCCAGUGCUGACAGCACACUUUCAAGCUUAUCUCUGCAGCGCGUCAGGGUAGAAGAAACGGGCUUCUGUGCAAACUGGGAGAAGCUCAAGCGAAGGCUUAUUAAAGCAAACUGAACAGCACACAGCUGUUUUAACAAAAUGUGGGUCACGUCAGAGCUGCCGGAGCGUCGCUUUUACAAAGCGGCCUGCUGUUGCAGCAAGCGACUGAUACGGCGCAUCGUGAGCUGCAGUUAUCGGCCUCAAACAGGUGGCGCUUUUAUUCAUGUGUGAGGCGCACACAAUGUGCAAACACUCCAGAAAUAAAACGUGUGUGUUUUCGCAGGACAGAAGCUCUCUCGGCUGAUUAUCUAUUUCAAACAAGCCGGAGACAGAAUUGUUGCAAUCGCCUCUUGCCUGCUGCAGGGGACGGGACUGUUGUGUGACUCCCUCUGCCGUCCCCAAAGGUGACCCUGAUAAUCGCAAUCACACAAACACACAAAUUGGCAGGGAGGAGAAGAAUGAGCUGCGAGGCUUGGAUGCAGAGAAAGCUGUAAUUUUCACUCAAGGAAAGAAGCUCGACUGAGCAUAGACUGAGCUUUGACCGUGCUAUUGUACGCCAUGCAUAAAAGAGAAACCGUGCCCUUUUGCACGCCUUCAAAUGCAAAGCAACGGGCAGUCCAGUGUUAGUCAUUCCCACUGAGGUCAGUGGGAACUUUAGUUUAAGCCAUGAGUAGGCAACCUAAGGCUCGGGGGCCGGAUCUGGCCCAAUCGCCUUCUAAAUCCGGCCUGCGGACGGUCUGGGAAUCAGCAUGUUUUUACAUGAGUAGAAUGUGUCCUUUUAUUUAAAAUGCAUCUCUGGGUUAUUUGUGGGGCAUAAGAAUUCGUUCAAUUUAUUUAUUUUUCCAGAAUAUAGUCUGGCCCCCCAGAAGGUCUGAGGGACAGUGGACCAGCCCCCUGCUGAAAAAGUUCGCUGGUUUAAGCACUAACUUGCAGGUUUCCCUGGGGAAUAAAAGCAGGGCCAAUGCAACUGUUGGUGCAGAGUUUCAGCCGUAAAUAUUGUAUGUGUGAAACAUUCAGAAAAAGUUUCUGACAUUAAGAGCUGUUCGGCAGCAGAACAGACUCUUACAACAGGUGGUGGACUCUCCUUCCUUGGAGGUUUUCAAGCAGAGGUUGGAUGGCCAUCUGUCAUGGAUGCUUCAUCUGAGAUUCCUGCAUUGCAGGGGGUUGGACUAGAUGACCCUCGGGUCCCUUCCAAAUCUUAAGAUUCUAUGAUUUUAUGAAAUCCCAUCUUUUUCGGUCUGGAUAUGUCUGACAGGGCCCCAGAGUUUAAUCAAUAAAUUGGUUUGAGGAAUCAAUCAAUCAGCUAAAAGUGCCUACGUUUAAUCAGGCGGCAUAACAUUUAAAAAAAAUUUUUUUUUUAAUACACGACUUUUAAAAACGGCAGAUGGCAAGUACCAUUGUAAAAGUGUUCCCCUGUUUCUCUUUGACACAGGAAGGAAAGCCUUUUCUACAAACGCUGGUAAGUGGCAUGUGUGCAUCCUCUUAACACUGCAUGUUUCUUGCUUCAGAAUGAUUGCUUUGACUCAUGUACCUGCACUAUUUUGCAGGUACUUAUCUAUUCCAGCUUGAUCACCCCCCGCUUUUUAGUAGAUGCAUACAGGAUCAACCAAAUAAGCUUUUCCAAUUGGGUGGAUUUUUUUGUUUUGUUUAUUGUUUUAAAGUGUAUAUUAGAAUUAGGUUUUAAAACCUAUUUUAAUUGUUGUAUUUUUUUUAAACGUAAGUUAGUUUUUAUUGCAGGAUAAUAAAUUUCCUUGAGACGUGCAAAAGGCAAUUCACAGAUAAACAAUUUUUUUUUUUAAGUAUAUCAUUUACCAGGUGGCAGACAGCACAGUUUCAUUUGAAAGCAGACUGUGCAUUUUUUAGGGCACUGAUGGCCAACAGGUCGAUCACGAUCUACCUGUUCCCUAAAAACUUUGGCUCCCUAAGAAAAGCUCAACAACUUUGGUAGAUCACUGCCUGUUUUCUUAUGCUGGGAGUAAAUUGCGGUCUCUUGAAACAUGCCUGUUUUAGGGAAUUCAACCGUAAGUGCAAACACACAGGUUUCAAAAAAAGUUGGAUUUUCAGAGUCAUUUCAUAUUUUAAUUAUGAUGCAAGCAUCACUCACCACUCAUUUAAAGGUGCAGAGGCCACUUUUCAAGGAGAAGGUUUGCGUGCUCUUUCUUCUUGACCUUGAAAAAUAAAAUGAUUUAAGUGCCUGCUUCAAGGAUGAAGGGAAAAGUGGGCUAAUUGCACAUCAUUUCCCCGUAUGCAGCACUAUUUAGUUAUUUAGAGAACUUUGCACAAGCCAGCGUAGAACAAAUGGACCAAUAGGUAAGAAAAAUUCAUAAAACACCACAUUCCUUAAAAACACAUCACAAAUCAGCAAAGCACAGUUACUUAUAGUGCCAGCCUUCAGGUCCCUCUUCAAACAGCUGCUAAAAAAAUAGCCACCUAAAACUAUAGAGAGAUGGGGCUAGAUGCACCUCAGAAGGAGGGAGCCACCACUAAAAAGGCCCUUUCCUGGACUCCACACCACCUACCUCAUACAGAGGAGGGACCACCAGGAGGGCUUCACCUGUUGAUUUGAGAGAACGGGCUGGCUGAUAUUGCACAAGGUGCAUCGUGUUCUUUAUUCGAGCAUUAACUAACUAAGCAGUGCUGUUUCUCAGCUUAUUCCAGCGCUGACUUUGGCACAGAGUGCUGGGCUGGGCUCCGGUUUGCUCUCUGCUAAAGCAUUAGCCACCUUGCCGUUGCUCAGGCGUGAUCCACAGAACCUGACAACGCGUCACUUGGUCGCGCCUUGUUUUUCAGAAAGCUAAUUGCUGUUUUCGGGACACACUCUCCCACAGCUGUGAAGGCGCGGUUUUUCUUUUCAGGAAGUGAAAAUAACAUACAUUCACUGCAGACCUAUACCAUAGAAUCACAACAUUGUAGAGUUAGAAGGGAUAUCAAAGAGUCGUCUUGUCCAACUCUCUGCAAUGCAGGAAUCUCGGCUAAAGCAUCCAUGACAGGUAGACAUCCAACCUCUGCUUAAAAACCUCCAAGAAAGGAGAGUCCACAACCUCCUGAGGGAGACCGUUCCACUGUCAAACAGUUCUUCCUAAAGUUCUUCCUAAAGUUUAGUUAGAAUCUCCUUUCUUGUAACUUGAAGCCACUGGUUCGUGUCUUACCCACCAGAGCAGGAGAAAACAAGCUUGCUCCAUCUUCCAUGUGACAGCCCUUCAGAUAUUUGAAGAUGGCUAUCCUAUCUCCUCUCAGUCUCCUCUUUUCCAGGCUAAACAUACCCAGCUCCUUCAACCAUUCCUCAUAAGGAACGCUUGGUUCCCAGUCCAUCAUCUUGGUCGCCCGCCUCUGCACACGUUCCAGCUUGUCAGCAUCCUCCUUAAAUUGUGGCGCCCAGAAUUGUAUACAGGACUCCAGGUGUGGUUUGACUAAAACAGAAUAGAGUGGUACUAUGACUUCCCUAGAUCUGGACGCUAUACGUCUGUUGAUGCAGCCUAGAAUAGCAUUUGCCUUUUUUGCUGCUGCAUCACUCCAUUGACUCGUAUUAAGCUUGUGGUCCACCAAGACCCCUAGAUCCUUUUCACAUGUACUACUGGUAAGCCAAAGCACUUGGGGCCACCGUUCAAAUCAUAGAAUUAUAGAGUUGGAAAGGACCUUGAGGAACAUGUAGUUUAUCCCUCUACAGUGCAGGAAUAUGCAGCUGUCCCGCACAGCGAUCGAACCUGCAACCUUAGCUAACCAUCUGUCCUGAACUAUCCUGAAUGCACUUGUCUUAGAGCUGUGGAUUAGGGUUAGAGCAUCAGUUGCCGGCAUGGUGGAUGAGGCUUUGCAAGACAACUUCCUCUACAGUGGUACUUCGGGUUAAGAACUUAAUUUGUUCCAGAGGUCCGUUCUUAACCUGAAACUGUUCUUAACCUGAGGUAGCACUUUAGCUAAUGGGGCUCCCGCUGCUGCCGUGCGAUUUCUGUUCUCAUCCUGAAGCAAAGUUCAUAACCUGAGGCACUGUUUCUGGGUUAGCGGAGUCUGUAACCUGAAGCGUAUGUAACCUGAGGUACCACUGUAUUGCUAAGACUCAGAGAGGGCCAUAUAUGCUGUAUAUGCUGUCACCAUGAGUUUUUUUCAAUGCCUGCAUCCAAAAUCCUGUGCCCAUUUCACCAUAACUGCCUUGACUUGUUCUUCUUUUGUUUCCCAUUCCAAAAGGUAAUCGUAGAUUCAUGAAAUAUUUUUUCCUUUGAUAAAAAUUAAUUCUCUUUCAAAUUUGGAUGUUUCUUUCGCAAUCCCUUGUUUUAAAUCCAUGGCCAAUCUUUGCUGUAACUGAAAAUAUUGUAACCAAUCCGUGAGGUAAAGGUAAAGGGACCCCUGACUGUUAGGUCCAGUCGCGGCCGACUCUGGGGUUGUGGCGCUCAUCUCGCUUUAUUGGCCGAGGGAGCCGGCGCACAGCUUCCGGGUCAUGUGGCCAGCAUGACUAAGCCACUUCUGGCGAACCAGAGCAGCGCACGGAAACACCGUUUACCUUCCCGCUGGAGUGGUACCUAUUUAUCUACUUGCACUUUGACGGGCUUUCAAACUGCUAGGUUGGCAGCAGCAGGGACCGAGCAACGGGAGCUCACCCCGUCGUGGGGAUUCGAACCACCAACCUUCUGAUCGGCAAGCCCUAGGCUCAGUGAUUUAACCCACAGCGCCACCCAUGUCCCUAUUUUCCCCCUAAUCUGGUUCAAAUACCAGAAGUGAGUUUGAUUGGGAGGAAACUGGGAGGGGCUGGAUUGGAGGAUGCAAUGCAGGGAAGAUUUCGCUCCCCUAAACUGCACGCCCUUUCGUUACCAAAGUCGCCCCCACUUCCCUUUCAAUAUGUGAAAGCAGUAGAGGCGGAUGAACAAAUGGGAGCGCCCCAUCGCAUCCUAAAUGUAGUCCCCAGACUCUAUAUGUGGUUUCAGAAGAGGUGUCAAAUUUCCUUCAAGAUAGAGCAUGCAUGAGCACAAAGGCUGUUUGGGUCAAAUUCCUCUUCCCCUUGGUACAUCCAUUACAACCCCCAUCCCAAGACAACAGAGCUUUCGAACUGCUAGGUUGGCAGCAGCAGGGACCGAGCAAUGGGAGCUCACCCUGUCACGGGGAUUUCAUAGAAUCAUAGAAUCAUAGAGUUGGAAUAGACCACAAGGGCCAUCGAGUCCAACCCCCUGCCAAGCAGGAAACACCAUCAGAGCACUCCUGACAUAUGGUUGUCAAGCCUCUGCUUAAAGACCUCCAAAGAAGGAGACUCCACCACACUCCUUGGCAGCCAAUUCCACUGUCGAACAGCUCUUACUGUCAGGAAGUUCUUCCUAAUGUUUAGGUGGAAUCUUCUUUCUUGUAGUUUGGAUCCAUUGCUCCGUGUCUGCUUCUCUGGAGCAGCAGAAAACAACCUUCCUCCCUCCUCUAUAUGACAUCCUUUUAUAUAUUUGAACAUGGCUAUCAUAUCACCCCUUAACCUCCUCUUCUCCAGGCUAAACAUGCCCAGCUCCCUUAGCCGUUCCUCAUAAGGCAUCGUUUCCAGGCCUUUGACCAUUUUGGUUGCCCUCCUCUGGACACGUUCCAGUUUGUCAGUGUCCUUCUUGAACUGUGGUGCCCAGAACUGGACACAGUACUCCAGGUGAGGUCUGACCAGAGCAGAAUACAGUGGCACUAUUACUUCCCUUGAUCUAGAUGCUAUACUCCUAUUGAUGCAGCCCAGAAUUGCAUUGGCUUUUUACUGCCGUGUCACACUGUUGGCUCAUGUCAAGUUUGUGGUCAACCAAGACUCCUAGAUCCUUUUCACAUGUACUGCUCUCAAGCCAGGUGUCACCCAUCUUGAACCGCCGACCUUCUGAUCGGCAAGUCAUAGGUUCUGUGGUUUAACCCACAGCGCCACCCGCGUCCCAAUCUGUUAGGUGACUUUUAAUUCCCUCGUAUUUUUUCAAUGUAGGCUUGUCUUUACCUAUUUCUAGGACUAAUCGGUACGUAGGCCAAUCUGCUUUCAUAUUUCUUUUUUUUUACUGUGGGCAUCACCAACAGAAACCAUGGCAGAGCCUGUGGCACGUUCAGCUGUUUGUGUGCUGAACUCUGUCCCCAUGCAGCCAAUCGCCCUGGAUAAAUAUUUCCAGAGAAGUAGCCUUCUGCAGCAAACACAGCAGAGUCCUGCCGCACCUCAAAGACUAACAUCAUAUAACUUGCUUAUAUAAGUACAUUUCCCAGCACAAUUCAAAGUGUUGGUGCUGACCUUUAAAGCCCUAAACGGCCUCGGUCCAGUAUAUCUGAAGGAGCAUCUCCACCCCCAUCGUUCUGCCCAGACACUGAGGUCCAGCGCCGAGGGCCUUCUGGCGGUUCCCUCCCUGUGAGAAGCCAAGUUACAGGGAACCAGGCAGAGGGCCUUCUCGGUGGUGGCGCCCUCCCUGUGGAACACCCUCCCACCAGAUGUCAAAGAGAACAACAACUACCAGACUUUUAGAAGACAUCUGAAAGCAGCCCUGUUAAGGGAAGCUUUUAAUGUUUGAUGCAUUACUGUAUUUUAAUGUUUUGUUGGAAGCCGCCCAGAGUGGCUGGGGAAGCCCAGCCAGAUGGGUAGGGUAUAACUAAUAAAUUAUUAUUAUUAUUAUUAUUAGUCUAGAUUCAGGUAGGUAGGCGUGUUGGUCUGGCGCAGUCGAAAUAAAAUAAUAAUAAUAAUGAAUUGUUCAGUAGCACCUUAUAGACCAACUAAGUUUGUUCUGGUAUAAGCUUUUGUGUGCAUGCAAGACUCUCUUGCUGGUUUUUCCUGGAGAUGCUCAGGAUUGAACCAGCUGAGGGGGUGUGUGCAUCUGCUUUGCGUACAUAAAGUCUGAAGUUGAAUCCUUGGCAUCUCCUGUUAAGGCCUAAAACCCCAUAGCUGUCAACCAUCCCUUAUUUGGCGGGAAAGUCCUUUAUCCCAGCACCAUGUCCCGCUGCUGUCCCUUAUUGAUGAUGUCCCUUAAAUUUCCCGGAUUUCAAAGGAAGCAGCUCCUCUCCCUCCCCCCCUGCCAGCCAGGGAGGAGGGAGGCUCCAACUGUGUUGCUUGGCUGCGUUGCUCACCCAAUAAGGACUCUAAGAACAACUGGGGGGUGGAGCUUGCAUGCCUUGUGCCGAUCAAAUCGGCCGCGUUGCCUGGGGACUUGCCUUUUGCUCAGCGCUUCCCAGCAGAGAGGUGACGGUGGUUUUCCUUGCUGCAUCCCCUUUGCCGGGUUGCUGCGCUGUGGGAACCACCGCUUGAGGCUUCAUUUGGCUGCUGGCUGGGGUUUCUGCCUUUGGCUCGGAGGGGCUCAGAAGUUGAACAUACCUGUGUUCGGAAAAUCCCUUAUUUUGGCUGCUGAUCCCUUAUUUUCGAGGCUGCUGGUCCCUUAUUUUCAAAUCUGUAAGUUGACAGCUAUGAAAACCCUGGAAAAUGGCUGCCAGUCAGUGUAGACAGUACCAAGCUAAUUGGACCCAUGGGCUGACUAUUUUAUAAAACAACUUCCUGUGUUCCUGGGAGUGGAACAGCAGGUGGUUAGCAAGGAUUUCUCCCAGUCCUUCCUGGAGAUCCCAGGGAUCGAACCUUCGGCUUUCUGUGUGCACGGCAUCUGAGGUACAGCCCAUCCCGGUGCCACCUGUGCACAGUUUAUGCUGCUGGCAGAGGCGUUGUGCAUUAAACCCAGUGCAAGAUUGCCCAAGUCUGCUCCACGCAGCCUUUCCUCAGAGCUACGGCCCACACAAGUUCUCUUGGUGUUCAGUCUUGUGUGUGCAUGCAAAUACACACGCUAUAUAAUUAGCCCCUCGUUAUGAAGGGUGCUAUAGGAACCAGCAGGGAAAUAAUGUGUUGCUCCAAAUGUAUAAUGAAAUUCAAUUAGCGCAAAUGGCAUAAGAACAGUUUAUGGGCCGCUGAUUGGGUGGUGGUGGGUUUCUAAUUGGAAAAGUACCAGCUUCCCUAUUAUCUCUGCUCCACCUCCUACCCCAAAAGUCGGGAAUGAAACUGGCAUUAAAAGGAGCCUUGGCUGACAAUGCUCCUGCCCCCCCAAGUUAAAUGUGCACGGAUUGAAUCUCCCUCUGAUGCAGUUGAGGAAUUGCUUUGUGUGCACUUAAAAAGUCCACCCCCUUUUUUUUCUUUUAAAUGAAAGCUGUGGUGGUAGCAAUAGGCUGCCACUGAUGAUUGUGCUUUGCAUGCUUCCAAGACCAUCUCCUUUGCUGAACGAGCGAGUGCUGCAAAACACAGGGGUUUCUCUGCAAAAAAACAAAAACCCCUGCAAAUCUUUUGCACAGGUUUGGAGAAGAUCCCAAAUCUUGGGGUGCAUAGUCAAUUUUCCUAGAGUGAGCAAUUUUUGGGCAUGGUGGCUAGCAUCUUUCUCCCACUCCUGCACCAGGAAAGGCUGGUUUCUGCAACCUGUAAAAAUUACGGAAUUCUAGAACGGUUGUGUAAUUUCUCGCUUUGUAUAAUUCAUUCUGCGGAGUUUUCAGCUUUCUUUCUUUCUUGUUCGCAUGAUAUAUUUAACUGCUUGCCUGUCCUGGAGCAGGACAAGAAACUCAUUGGGGUAGGGCAGCGAUAUAUCCCAUUCCUGUACUUUUGGCUUCUGUGAUCUUCGCUGGGCAUUACAUUUAAGCAUAUCCCAGAAACUGCUUCAACUGGCCGGCUAAACCAGGUGAGGGUAGCCGACAGGUCUCAAACCCUCGAUGAGUUAGGGAUUUCCCUUCAUUCAAAGACCGGCUCUAGCAGACAAAGCAAUCGUGGGUCCAGCGGUCAAGAAGGCGGUUUCUGAAUGUGCUGUAGAGGGAAGUGAGGGGCAGGUGGGGCUCGUCAACCUGGGAAGGGAGCCCAUCUAGGAGAAGGAAAACUCUGAUCCUGAAUCUCUGCUGCCUUCCAGGAAAUCUUCGGCAGUAGAAAAGGCUCAGAAGUAAAGCCUACACAAAUCCUUAAAAUGGAUGGAUGGCGCCUUGAAAGCCUCCUUCCAUCAGAUCCUGUAGCCAAGCUGGUGCUCAAUGUCUUGCUCUGCUUUCCUUUGGACCACAUGAGCCAGGCUGGGAGGGGCGGGUCUCGUCAUCUGGGCAGCCCAAGACCUCCAUAAAUACCACCCAGGCUUGCGUUCUGCAAUGGGGGGGGGGGCGUGCCACAUAAUAAUAAUGAUAAUAAUAAAAUUUAUUUAUACCCCGCCCUCCCCAGCCAAGACUGGACUCAGGGCGGCUAACACCAGGUAUUAAAACAAUCGAUUAAAAUACAACUUAAUAACAAGAUUAAAAUACAACAUUAAAAUGCAGCCUCAUUUCAGUAGAAACUCAAAUCAAAAACUUUUUGGGGAUGAAAACGUCAAGUCUUCACCAAGGCAAACUAUCCAGACUGGCAACUACGUGGGCCAGAAAAAAGCCAGGGAAGUCCCCAAAUAGGAGUUCCAUCACAGAAGGAAAAAGGAAAGAGGGGGAGGGGAUCAAGUUGAUUCCAAGCCAAAGGCCAGGUGGAACAACUCUGUCUUACAGGCCCUGCAGAAAGAAAUCAGACCCUGCAGGGCCCUGGUCUCAUGAGACAGAGCGUUCCAUCAGGCCGGAGCCAGUGUUGAGAAGGCCCUGGCCCUGGUUGAGGUUAAUCUGACUGCCUUAGGGCCCGGGACCUUUAGGGUGUUGCUAUUUAUGGACCUUAAGGUGCUUUAAGUGCUGCUAAUGCAGCAGUUUGACUUCAUGUCCGGAGGCGCACUCCAUGGUCUGUUGAGACAGACGGAUGCCAACCACAGCAACAAAGGGGGUGGGGGGUGGGUCAGAAGGCACAUGAGACCACCGCUUUGCUUAAGCUAAGCCAGGGGCUAGCGACCCUAGUGGGUACGUUUGGAAUUUUCAGAAAGCGCCUUGGCACCAGUGGCAAACUAGCUGCCACGUGUAUAUGUGUGUGGGACAACACAAAAGGGGUGCCACAGCUAAAAUAGGAGACAAAGAGACAGGACUUCUAAGUCGUGCAGGCAUGCCCCCCCCAUUGCCUCAAUUCAGUUGUCACAUUGAUUGGCGGGGGGUGGGGGCGGGGCAGAGGCACCUUAAUCAGGCACUCUCUGCUCCCAGAGAGGAGCUGUUUGCGCUUUUCCAAUGUUCCUUCUGGGUUGACAUCCUCAGUCCUUUUCUGUCCCUAAGUGGGACAGAAGGCAAAGGACUCAGAAUAGUGGGAACAUUUUCUCUGUCUUGCCAAAUGCAAGGUGGUUCUUUUAAAAUGAGAUUCAGAAGUAAUAAAAAGACACAAGUGAGCGAGAAGUUGAAAGAUUUUAUUCUAAACAGCAAGCAAUAUAUACAUACCAAGCAAGCACUUGCACCUGCCAAUUGGAAGCCCUCAAGAAGCGGCAAAGUGACUCCCCCAGGUAGCCUCAGUUUGCACAGCCCCGCAGUUGGAACACGAGCUUCUCAAAAACUCUGCCCACAACCACCCGAUCUAUAGAUAGCUAGCCUGUGUGGCUUGCCCGACUGGCUAUGUGCAGAUCAUUCAUUAACCACCCCCUCCCAAUGCCUCACUUUCUCAAAACAAUGUCCAACAUCAGAGAAGGUACCUCGCACUAUCACUUCCAACUGAUUACAGGGGUCAGCAAACUUUUUCAGCAGCGGGCCGGUCCAGUGUCCCUCAAACCUUGUGGGGGGCUGGACUAUAUUUUUUUGGGGGGGGGGAAUGAAUGAAUUCCUAUGUCCCACAAAUAACACAGAGAUGCAUUUUAAAUAAAAGCACACAUUCUACUCAUGUAAAGACACCAGGCAGGCCCCACAAAUAACCCAGAGAUGCAUUUUAAAUAAAAGGACACAUUCUACUCAUGUAAAAACACGCUGAUUCCCGGACUGUCCGUGGGCCGGAUUUAGAAGGCGAUUGGGCUGCAUCUGGCCCCCGGGCCUUAGGUUGCCUACCCAUGGAUUAGGACAGACAUCCCCAAACUCAGCCCUGCAGAUGUUUUGGAACUACAAUUCCCAUUAUCCCUGACCACUGGUCCUGUUAGCUAGGGAUGAUGGAAGUUGUAGUCCCAAAAACAUCUGGAGGGCUGAGUUUGGGGAUGCCUGGAUUAGGACAUUAAAGGCUGUUCUUAUGCCAUCAAAGAGCUUAUCAAGAGUCAGGGAGGGGGAAGGAACAGAGGCAGGAAAGGUAACCAUGUCAGAUCACUAACUCCUCGAAAGACAAUUCAUCUUCCGGGUAGAUUGCCCAUACAGCUCCUAGAGCAAAUCAAAGACCAAGAGGCAUAUACCUGUACACCUGUCAGGCUGCUACCCUAAACUUGCUGAGGACCAUAGGAAUCUGCCUUUGGCUGAGUCCAACCAUUGGUUCAUGUAGUUCAGUAUUGUCAACAUUGCCAGACAGGUGCACUUCAAGAUUUCAGGUGGGGUUCCCUCACAGCCCUCCCGAGAGGUGCCAAGGACCUUCUGUUUUCAAAGGAGAUGGAACACCAUUAAUGUCACUUACCUGGGCAUAACAGCCAUCAAAUUCCAUAGGAUUUCCUUCUGAGUAGACAUGGUUACAGUUGUGCCGUCAAGCUGGGCCCAAAGGCAACAGGCCUGUUCUUUUCCUACCCUUUCCUGCGGCUCCCUCGGGAAUCGUGCCUCUUUUACAAAUGCUUAAUUCCUCUGCGUUGUCACUGUCAACGUCUGGGAACGCCCAUUUGCCGACAUGACCCUGCAAAGCGCCAGCUUAACGCCUUGUGCUUUCUUCCUUGUGCUUUUCCUCGCUGCCAGUUACUCCUGAAGCGAUUGGGUUCCUCUCAGCUGUCGGGGUCUUCAUCGUCCUCUUUGCGGUCCUCUUCCUCUUCAUCAACAAGAAGCUGUGCUUUGAGAAGAUCGGGGGCCUCCCCUGCUUGGAACAACGCGGGAAACGUAAGCGCUACAAAGAGAAGUCGGCCGUUCACGAGAGCCUUGGUAAGUACCGCCAUACUCCUUAAAACAAAUCGGAUCCGAUUUAAGGAAUAGAUUGAAAUCUCCUGCUUUUAGCAAAACUUUAAAUUGCUUGGAACUGCUAUCUUUUGCUUUCUGGUACCCGUUGGCCACAUUUGCACGUCACAUGAAAGAGCCAUCAAUUAGCCAUGAUGGGGAACCUUUUCCACCUCGGUCCUGAAUGAUUAGUUCGGAUUCCUGUAUUGCAGGAGGCAUAGGUGCUGGCUUCUAGAGGUCAAGGCAGUUUUGCCGCCCCCCGUGUUUUUUUGAGGGGUGGGUAGGCCCCCUCAAUAUUCAGAGGGUGUUUGGUUCCACCUCCCAGCUCCUUGCGAUGUUAGGACAUCCCAUCAGUUCCCCUCAAUCAACUUGAGAAGAUGGUACCUCUGGGCAGGGGGCUUGGAGUUUGGGUCGAUUUGGACCCCUUCCAAUUCCACAGGUGUAUGAUUCCGAGGGCCACAUUUUUCUGUGGGCAACCUUCCAGGGUCCACAUGCUGGUGGUGGGAGGGGCCAGAGGUAAAAGUAGGUGGGGCAAAAAACGUAAGGGCAGAUAAAGAGGUCUGGAUAAUGCCAUUCAGCACCUCCUCAUCCUGUUGUUUAUGAUUUUAGAUAUGCUGCAAGCCGCCCAAAGUGGCUAGGGAAACUCAGCCAGAUGAGUGGGGUAUAAUAAUAAAAUUAUUAUUAUUAUUAUUAUAGUGAUACCUCAGGUUACCUAGCUUCAGGUUACAUACGCUUCGGGUUACACACUCCGCUAACCCAGAAAUAGUGCUUCAGGUUAAGAACUUUGCUUCAGGAUAAGAACAGAAAUCGGGCUCCGGCGGCGUGGCAGCAGCAGGACGCCCCAUUAGCUAAAGUGGUGCUUCAGGUUAAGAACAGUUUCAGGUUAAGAACGGACCUCCAGAACGAAUUAAAUACUUAACCUGAGGUACCACUGUACUGUGUCAUGCAGAAGCUGGAAUGAUCCCAUGUGAGUCUCAGGCUUGCACAAAUUCUCCAGGAAGAGGACUCCCAACAGCAUUUUGCUUCAUUUCUGCUGAAUAUUUAGGGGUUUUUUUUGGAUGCAAACAGGGGUUUGUGGUUUAUAACAAACUCAGGUUCGUUUAACCAAGGCUUCUUGGUAGUGGCGCUCGCCCUGUGGAACGCCCUCCCAUCAGAUGUCAAAGCGAUAAACAACUACCUGACAUUCAGAAGACAUCUUAAGGCAGCCCUGUUCAGGGAAGUUUUUAAUGUGUGACAUUUUAGUGUAUUUUUGGUCUCUGUGGAAGUCGCCCAGAGUGGCUGGGGAGGCCCAGCCAGAUGGGCGGGGUACAAACAAUAAAUUAUUAUUAUUAUUAUUAUUAAGGCUUGGAGUUGACUUGCUUUGAAAGUGACCAGAGUAUUUUAUAAGCCCCACCAAUGACAAGCCGAGAGUUUCAUGAAAAAGAAGCGUGGCUAAAGUUGUGCUCUGGACCAGAGGGGGAGACAAAAGGGGGACAUCCAGGGCAGGUGGGGCUCACUUCGGCUCAUUCCGGCUUGUGAAUGCCACACUAAACUAUGGCUUACCGUGACGUGCCAAUGCAGCCAUUACGUUUGCUCUGACAGCAAUGAGUUCUAUGAGAAUAAAUGGUAAAAUAUCAUAAUAAUGCUAGAAUAAUAAUUCCUCUAUUUUAUUCUUAUAUUCUGGGGUGUCCUGAAUGUGAGGCAACAGUCACCUGUGAAAUUGAUGGUGUUUCCUUUUGGGUGCUUUCUGCUUGGUGAUGGCUGUUCUCCUUCUGUUUCUUUGGCAUUGGGAGGUAGGGUUAGGUUUAGGUUUAGGGUCAAUGUUGGAGGUAGGGUUAGGUUAGGGUUGGGUUUAGGGUUAGGGUUGGAGGUAGGGCUAGGGUUAAGGUUGGGCAAGAUCAACUGCAGGGUUUGCAAAACUUGGGUCUCCAGCUGUUUUUGGACUACAGUUCCCAUCAUCCCUGACCACCGGUCCCGCUCACUAGGGACGAUGGGAGUUGUAGUCCGAAAACAGCCAGAGACCCAAAUCUGGGAAACAGCGAUCUACUGGGAAGAGUUACUUGGCCUUACUUGAGCCUGAGCUGUUUGGUUUCUUUGAACAAAGAGUUACCGUAUUUUUUGCUCUAUAAGACGCAUCAGACCACAGACCAUCUAGUUUUUGGAGGAGGAAAACAAGAAAAACAAUAUUCUGAAUCUUAGAAGCCAGAACAGCAAGAGGGAUCGCUGCGCAGUGAAAGCAGCAAUCCCUCUUGCUGUUCUGGCUUCUGGGAUAGCUGCGCAGCCUGCAUUCACUCCAUAAGACGCACACACAUUUCCCCUUACUUUUUAGGAGAGAGAAAGUGAGUCUUAUAGAGCAAAAAAUACGGUAACUACACUGAUGCUUUGUGAGUUAUUUUUGACCUGACCCUGGCACCUGCCUCUGACAACCUGGGAAUUGCAGGUGGUGAGCUCAAUGUCGGGGGGAGCGUGUCUUCAUGGCGCCUGGGGUGGGCGCACCAAAAUGCGCCCUCGAAAAAACUGUGCCUCAGAGCAAUGGUUCCCGCCCUUGCUAUGCCUCUGGGAGAGCUCACUGUUGCACUCAGGUCCUGCUUGCAGAAUCCCAUUUAGCAUUUGGUUGGCAGCUUUAGGAACAGGAUACUGGAUGAGGUGGGGCUUUGGCCUGAUCCUGUUUUAUAUUCCUAUUCCAUGAGGAACGCCAGCAGUUGAGACUGGGAAGCAGUGCAGGGAAAGGCAUCCCUGCUCCUUCUCCUCUCACAGAUUCGUACCUGUUUCCAGAAAUGUGAGGAGAGGUCUUGCAUCGCGUAGCUUGUGGGGAGCUUGCGCUAGGUUCCUUUUGUUUUGUUCUCCGCCACGCUCUCACUGUUACACAAACACCGAUAUCGCUCUGUUAAAAAGUUCCCUUUGUUGAGAGCUUUGCAAAGUCUUUCUUUCUCCUGACAAGUAUUGCAAUGCGAGGGCCUUAAAAAAAAUAAAAUAAAAAUGACAACAUCUCUCCUUCGCUGCGUUGUGGGCGUCGGUGCUUUUUGGAGCUGCCACAGACGGCAGUGCAAACAUAUAUUUACCAAAGCUUUUAAAAAAUGUGAAUUAUUAAUAAACAGGGUAGGUUUUAAAAACUGAGGAAAGUGGGAGGAAUAGUGGGGGGGCCCGGGGCUGAGAAGACUUGCCUGCACGCUAUAGUGAUUUGCAUUUGAAAGUAAUUCUUACAUGAUUGACAAGUAAAUCCUUUAAAAUGUGGUAUUUAUAAUGGAAAGGCUCAUAUCGCCUUGAACCGCAGCCUGUACUGUGGGAGAAAGAUGGCGUUUGUAUUGUUGUAGCCUUGGGUGUGUAUAUAUAGAGACAGUGCUGCUACUUAUGAAUUAUACUGGGAAAUUGAAGUAGGAAACAGUUUUUCCUUUUUGCUAAAAUGGGAAAGGUGAUGUCAAAGCUAUUCAGAACAUUUACCUGUUCGCUCCGUUGUCUUGUGAUGGGGGUUGUAAUGGAUGUACCAAGGGGAAGAGGAAUUUGACCCAAACAGCCUUUGUGCUCAUGCAUGCUCUAUCUUGAAGGAAAUUUGACACCUCUUCUGAAACCACAUAUCAAGUCUGGGGACCACAUUUAGGAUGCGAUGGGGCGCUCCCAUUUGUUCAUCUGCCUCUGCUGCUUUCACAUAACGAAAGGAAAGUGGGGGCGACUUUGGUAACGAAAGGGCGUGCAGUUUAGGGGAGCAAAAUCUUCCCUGCUUUGCAUCCUCCACUCCAGCCCCUCCCAGUUUCCUCCCAAUCAAACUCACUUCUGGUAUUUGAACCAGAUUAGGGGAAAAAUAGAGACGUGGGUGCGGCUGUGGGUUAAACCACUGAGCCUAGGGCUUGCCGAUCAGACGGUCGGCGGUUCGAAUCCCCGUGACAGGAUGAGCUCCCGUUGCUCAGUCCCUGCUCCUGCCAACCCAGCAGUUCGAAAGCACGUCAAAGUGCAAGUAGAUAAAUAGGUACCACUCCGGUGGGAAGGUAAACGGCGUUUCCGUGCGCUGCUCUGGUUCGCCAGAAGCGGCUUAGUCAUGCUGGCCACAUGACUUGGAAGCUGUACGCUGGCUCCUUCGGCCAAUAAAGCGAGAUGAGCGCCGCAACCCCAGAGUCGGUCACGACUGGACCUAAUGGUCAGGGGUCCCUUUACCUUUACUUUAGGGGGCAAAUGGGCCACAAUGACAACAGGGCCUGAUUUAGGUUUAAUGACGUCCUAAGCUACUGAAGGUAAUAGGGCCCUUUAUAUGUCCAGCUGUCCUUUGUCAACAACAAAUUGUUGCUGUUUUUUGUGUUGAAUAUAUGCUAUAUGGUAAUUUAUGGACCUAAUAGGUAUCUAAAGCGAUUUGCACAUAACAAAAUAUGUAUUUUAUCAAAGUAAUUGUUGAACUGAAAUACAAUUAAGAAGAAGUAUAUUAAUAGUGAAAUACAAUUAAGAAGAAGUAUAUGAAUUGUGAAAUAAUUAUUAAGCUCUAACUUAAAAUGAUUUUUUAUUCAUAACAAACUUAAUAACGCAAACACAUUGGCAUUUGGCAAUAACAAAAGUUCCUUUAGAAACACAAUUUACAAAGACUCAUAAUCUAGUCUCUCGAAACUUGCUAUAACAUGGAAUAAUAAUUGUGGGGUUUUUGGUUUUUUUAUCUUAUAUUUUGGAAAUGUGCAUCCAGUUUUCCCCCCCUUUAAAUUUUUUGGGGCCCCCAAGAGAGUGGGGCCCUAAGCUAUAUCUUGUUUAGCUUAUACAAAGCGCUAGGAGGUGAGGUUCAGGCAGGGGAAAGAUUCACCCCGUGCAACUCUGGGGAAAAGAUUUAGUCCCCUUCUCCCGUCACUGUCAGCGGGGCAGAUCCGUGAACUAGGUUUCCCCAACCCAAUGUCCUCCAGAUGUUGAAGAACUGCUGCUCUCAUCCCUCUAAUGGUUGGUUGUGCUUUCUGAUGGGAGUUGUAGUCAAAAGCUUCGGGUUAAGGAAGGCUGAAAUAAAUAAACGUGGGUGCUUCUCCCAUAUCCAGUUGGUUCUGAAUUUCUAGGCCAAAGAGCUCAUUCAGACAUACCAUCCAGGGACCCUAUUUUUCAGGGAGAGUCCUGGAAUUACAAAAGCCAUCUCAGUUUCUGAUUUGCUUCUGAUGGAAUAUCCCGUUGGCUCUUUAUGGUCACCGCUGCUGGCCUCUUCCAAUAAUAGUAAUAAUAAUAAAUAAUAAUAAUAAUAAUAAUAAUAAUAAUAAUAAUAAUAAUUUAUUUAUACCCGACCCUCCCCAGCCAAGACCGGGCUCAGGGCGGCUAACACCAGGUAUAAAACAAUUGAUUAAAAUACAACUUAAAAACAAGAUUAGAAUAGAACCUUAAAAUGCAGCCUCAUUUCAGUAGAAACUCAAAUCAAAAACUUUUUGGGGAUGAAAACGUCAAAUCUUCAUCAAGGCCAACUAUCCAGACUGGUCUUACGUGGGCCAGAAAAAAAGCCAAGGAAGUCCCAGACACAGAAGGAGAAAGGAAAAAGGAAAGAGGGGAAGGGGAUCAAGUUGAUUCCAAGCCAAAGGCCAAGCGGAACAACUCUGUCUUACAGGCCCUGUGGAAAGAAAUCAGAUCCUGCAGGGCCCUGGUCUCAUGAGAGAGAGAGUUCCACCAGGCCGGAGCCAUCACUGAAAAGGCCCUGGCUCUGGUUGAGGCUAAUCUGACUUCCUUAGGGCCCGGGACCUCUAGGGUGUUGCUAUUUAUGGACCUUAAGGUCCUCCGCGGGGCAUACCGGGAGAGGCGGUCCGUUGGUACCAGGGUCCUAGACCGUGAAGGGCUUUAAAGGUCAAAACCAGCACCUUAAAUCUGACUCUGUACUCCACCAGUGCAGCUGGAAAAGCAGUUUGUAAUGGCUGAUGGAGAGCAGGCAAAGAAGAGGAGAGGUUGCCGGUACUGAGGCCCAGCCCCGUGAGACAUGCCAGCUCUGAGGGGCAGGCAGAGGCCAGGGCCUCCCUGAGAGGGAAGAAAGGACAAGGAGUUAUUAUUAUUAUUAUUAUUAUUAUUAUUAUUAUUAUUAUUAAAUGCUUCGUGCAUCCGUGCCCAAUCUUGCCUCCCUCCUAAAUAAAUUAAAACAAAAUUGGGAUUAAGUAGUUUUCUCGGGACGGUGGAGGGCUUGUGUGUUGUGUCCUGUUGGUGAAGCCGUGGUGGCCCUUCAGGCUUCUUCUGACAGAAAAUGCUCUGUAGGCUGGGGAGGGACAAAAAAAAUGGGGGGGGUCAAGGAGGGUCAUUUGCAGGGAGUGAGAAAUGUCCCUAUUUUUCAUCUGAGGAAAGUCAGAGGGUAUGUGCUUAUCAUGUGCUGACUGUCUCCCGAACGUACAAUUAGUCUCCGUUUUCUUUAAAAAAACAAACAACCCUGUGCUGUUGCAUUGAAACUGGGUGAUUAUAAAAGUUCUGCUUUUGAUGGCUCCAGAGUUCCAGAGCGGGGUCUCUCCCUGCUUCCUUAGAGAGGUCUGAGGAUUGAACCAAGGCCUUCAUUCUCUUCUACGGAGCUAUUCCAUUCAGCCUACAAGCCUAACACAUAGAUCCCCUCCCUGAGUUGUUCGAGUUUCUAUCAGCUCAGGCUGAACAACCCUUUUGCAUCUGCUGUUGCAGGAAGUCUUGCUUUGCGCUCAGGUAUUCCAGAGACUUCUGCGAUUGUGCUUUUUGUACCGUUCCAGCACAUUUGCUCUGUAUGGCAACCUUGCAUUUUAUAACCUGCCCCUAGCCGUUAAUGAACAAUGGGUGUCAGAUUUAUACAAUAUAGAGUUUGCUUCCUUUUUUUUAAUGCAUUGGAAACAAUGGAGAAUGCAAUUAAUUGCUGCCAUUCCUUUUCCUUCAAGGCAAAGUACGUGUUCUUAAAAGGGUUGGGAUGAAAGUAAAAUCUAAACAGGAGUAUGAUUAAUGGGAAACAAUUAUUUGGUGGUGAGCCACUUUGUUUCGGAUUCCAAGACAGUUUUAUUUGAAAUUAUGGGGAACUUCAUACCAGAGGAUUAGAGACAGCAAGUGUAGCAAAUACUGGUUCAGCUGGCAUGGAAAGGCAUUAUGCAAUUGAGCCUUAGGCUCCUUCCUCCAUGUGCUCAGAGUCAAUCACUCACUCACUGAUCAAUGCAAACCAUAAUUUGCUGUUGCAACCAACCUAGCAAACUGUAAUUUGCACCCAACCUCCGUACUAGAAUUUAAAACGAUGGUUUGCAGGGGAAAUGCAAACCCUAGUUUAUUGGUUUGGAUGCAGCGGCAAACUAUUGCUUCUGCUAAAAUGUGGCCUUCCAAUUACAUCAGGAGCGGAGGAAGGGUCUUGAUCCCCCUUUGCCAAUCCUCUGCUGGCCACAUGCCAGAAGUGGGUGUGUCUAUCCUGCACAUGAACACUCGCAAACAUAUAUACACGUGUAUAGGCACAUGCAGCCACCCCAGCCGAUCAACCAACUGUUGAAUGGGGAGUGUACGAUUUACAUCCCCAUCCAUCUGCUGUGUUUAGCAUUUAAACCUCUGCAUCCACCCCAACACUAUCUGCUUUAUUGUUACUUGGGGAACCUGUAAACAUGGUUUGAACCAUCCCUUGCAUCACCUAGUUAUAAAUUAACUUUUGACAUUCAUCCUGUGCUUUUGGUUUGGUGAAUCCCUGGUUGUCUUGCAAAUUUGGGUGAAAGCAUUCUCUCCUUCUGGUUUGUGGUGUGUGGACACUUCUCCUUUCUCUUUUCUGUGCUCUCUUUCUUUCUCUCAGCUUGGAUAAUUUUAGUAGGUCUAACAAAGAGGUUAAAAGGGGGGCAGGCGAUCUUUUGAUAACCUUUUGCAAUGCUUAUUCUGUAGCUCACAGACCUCUGAGUCUGGCAUGCUGGCAGAGAUGA
Molecule: messenger RNA, 42106 nt
Organism: Podarcis lilfordi (Lilford's wall lizard)
Lineage: Eukaryota; Metazoa; Chordata; Lepidosauria; Squamata; Lacertidae
Source: the annotation of a GenBank genome assembly